UUUUCACUAUGCAAACAACCUUGUUCGAAUGCAUGCUUAAGACAAUUUUUGAUCUCAGCACUUUAAAACAAGUUGUGUGAUAAACCUGAAGUCACAAGGUUCGAAGAAUUAUUAAAGAUGAAGUGCAUAUUGUUGUUGCCGAUAUUGAUGGCGCUUGUUGCAGCUGAGACUUACAGUACAGAGAACGAUGAUUUAGACAUUGAAGCGGUUGUUGGUGAUUUAAACAUAUUAAAAUCCUUCUUGGACUGCUUUAACGAUAAGAAACCAUGCGACGAUGUGCAAGCUGAUUUUAAAAAGGACUUGCCCGAGGCGUUCCAAAACGCAUGUCAUAAAUGCACUGCGGCACAGAAACACAUCUUCAAGAGAUUCCUCGAGGAAUCCGAAAAGAAGGUAGUCGAUGACCUCAACGCCCUCAAGAAGAAAUACGAUCCAGAAUCCAAGCACUACGCUGCACUUUUAGCAGCCAUUUCAAAGUCUUAAAGAUACAAGUAAUAAACAAAAACAAAAGAAUUCGUUUAAUAAAAAACAAUGUC
This is a messenger RNA of Papilio machaon (common yellow swallowtail), 533 nucleotides long. Its product is annotated as ejaculatory bulb-specific protein 3. The coding region runs from base 118 to 480 and encodes 120 amino acids. The record is from RefSeq and is a predicted model, not a curated record. The transcript has 3 exons. Lineage: Eukaryota; Metazoa; Arthropoda; Insecta; Lepidoptera; Papilionidae.